AUGGCCGAGGAGUCGCAAUCACCGCCUUCAAAACCAGCCCAGGUCAUGGACAAAGAGUCCGCGAUACCUCCUGGAAGCUAUCUCUUGUCCUCAUCGCCCGACGGUGCUCCUCCCCAGUUCAUCACUCCCUCCACGAGGGCUUUCAAACUCGAUGAGGGCUACUCCGACGAGGCAAAAAGCCCGUCCUAUCAGGAGAUAAAUCCCUUCGCCAACGAUGCGAUGAGCCUCCCCGACUGGGUCCUCGCGCAAAGCGAGCAGGACAGAGCUGAGUUUGCUUACAGAGUCUUGCGCUCCCUACGCAUCUCUACCGUCGCCCAGAUAGUCGACCGUCUUGACCCUCUCCUGCACAUAGACCCUGUCGCCAAACUCCCGCCCGAGAUAACAUCUGAGAUUUUCUCCUACCUCGACCCCCAAACUCUUUUGACCGCAUCGCUGGCUUCGCGACCGUGGCGAAGCCGGGUAUUCGAUUCCCGUCUUUGGAGAGAGCUAUAUAUCAGCGAAGGAUGGCGCGUGGAUGUCGAUGCGAUCCGGAACUCGGAGCAAGAACAGUCAGAAUCGUCGUCGCCCCGGGAUCGCAAAUCUCGCAUCAGGUGUGCAGAUUCCGACGUCGGUGAACCAAAGCUGAAGAAGCGCGUUCCUCCAUCAUGGCUGGAUUCGCGUGCAGAGUCUUCGACGGCCACAGAGGCCGACAAUGACGGGGACCAUCUCAUGAGCGAUGACGCAUCGCUAGUCCAAAACGCCGAGCGCAUAACUAUACCACGUCCGUUAACCCCUUACUCGCCCUUCAAAUCGUCCGUUUGGAUUCAAUUACCCAAUGGCACCGUCAAGGUCAACUGGCCGCAUCUUUACAAGCAAAGGAGGAGACUAGAGGAUAACUGGAAUAUGGCUCGCUACAAGAACUUUCAGCUUCCUCACCCAUCGCAUCCAGAAGAGUCUCACUUGGAAUGUGUUUAUGCCAUUCAGUUUGUCGGGAAAUGGUUGGUAAGUGGGAGUCGGGAUCGGACAGUCCGUGUGUGGGACCUGGAGACCAAACGAUUACGGUAUCCUCCCCUUGUCGGCCACGAAAAGUCGGUACUUUGUCUUCAAUUCGACCCUAGCCAAUCAGAAGACGUGAUCAUAUCGGGGAGCAGUGACAUGCAUAUCAUCGUCUGGCGAUUUUCGACUGGUGAAAUGAUCCACCAGAUCCCGUCGGCUCACUUUGAUUCCGUCUUGAACCUCCGCUUCGACGAGCGGUACCUGGUCACCUGCUCCAAGGAUAAACUCAUCAAAAUCUGGAACCGUCGUGAACUCACAGCAGCCGAUAAGGACUACCCUAAAUUUCACAAGGGACCCGGGGUUACGUAUCCGGAUUACAUUGUGGACACCAGCGAGUAUACGCCAGAAGAUCUCGAGGCUGACAUCGCAAAUGGCCGCAUACAAACCCUACCGCCAUAUUCUCUUCUCAUGACGUUGGAUGGACACCAGGCUGCUGUCAACGCUAUCCAGAUGCAUGGCGACGAAAUUGUAUCGGCCUCCGGAGAUCGCUUGAUCAAGAUCUGGGAUCUCAAGAGCGGAGCUUGUAAAAAGACACUCAUUGGUCACGAAAAAGGCAUCGCAUGCGUUCAGAUCGACAGCCGGCGUAUCAUCAGUGGGAGCAACGAUGACACGGUCCGGAUCUAUGAUCAUGUCUCGGGUGCGGAGGUUGCCUGUUUGCACGGGCAUCAAAACCUAGUCAGAACCGUCCAGGCUGGUUUUGGCGACCCCCCGGGGGCUGAAGAGGCGUUGAGGCUGGAAGCCCUGGCAGUUGACAAUGAAUUCCGGGAUGCGCAACGCUCUGGUGCAGCUGUUGACCUUGGUCCACGUGCGUUUAGGCGUGCUGGGUAUCACCAGAACCUUGCUGGUUCCAGGAAACCCCAAGACAUCAGAGCCAUUGGCGCCAAGAUUCCACCUGGAGGUGGUGGGAGCAAAUGGGGAAGGAUUGUGUCAGGUUCGUAUGACGAGACGGUUAUCAUUUGGAAGAAGGAUCGCGAGGGCAACUGGGUUGUUAGCCAAAGACUCCGCCAAGCAGAAGCUGCUGCCAGAGCUUCCCAGGCGCAUCAGAGUUACGGUGCUCGGAACAUGAUUUCUCGACCAGCCAUUCACCACCAACCAACACAAGUAGUCCAAGUCCCUCGUCCACACCCCCUUGUUGCCCAGUUUAACCCUGGACAAGCAACUCGAAUCCCGCAGAACAACCAGACCAAUCCACAGCCCCAAGACAACCAACUUGCGAAUGACCAGCUAGAAACCCAGGGCAACCGGGCUCCUCCCCAACCCGGACAGGGCACGGUUGUGGUUAACGGGCAUCAGCCUGCAGCCCGGCUCAACGUCGCAAUUCCGCCCACAGCUCACCAAGCCCAUCAAGCUCGCCUGGCACGAACGGUCAACAUGCAACCAACAUCCAGAGUCUUCAAGUUGCAAUUCGAUUCACGGAAGAUCAUUUGCGCCAGCCAGGAUCCAAGGAUUGUCGGAUGGGACUUUGCCUGUGACGAUGAAGAACUCAUCGAGGCCUGUCAGUUUUUCACUAGUUUAUGA
Messenger RNA from Aspergillus chevalieri, 2553 nucleotides. RefSeq names its product F-box and WD domain protein. The record is from RefSeq and is a predicted model, not a curated record. The transcript has 2 exons. The coding region runs from base 1 to 2553 and encodes 850 amino acids. Lineage: Eukaryota; Fungi; Ascomycota; Eurotiomycetes; Eurotiales; Aspergillaceae. Gene Ontology annotation, molecular function: protein binding.